Neoarius graeffei (lesser salmon catfish) is the source of this 2863-nucleotide messenger RNA. RefSeq names its product SRP receptor subunit alpha (gene srpra). Gene Ontology annotation, cellular component: endoplasmic reticulum membrane; signal recognition particle receptor complex. The transcript has 14 exons. Bases 190 to 2124 code for a protein of 644 amino acids. Gene Ontology annotation, biological process: SRP-dependent cotranslational protein targeting to membrane. NCBI's taxonomy places the organism in Eukaryota, Metazoa, Chordata, Actinopteri, Siluriformes, Ariidae. Gene Ontology annotation, molecular function: ATP hydrolysis activity; GTPase activity; signal recognition particle binding. The record is from RefSeq and is a predicted model, not a curated record.
UUCCUGGUUUUGCUACUGACGUGGCUAACGAAUAGCUGCGACUACCGGUCAGGAAUUCAGUGGGAAAAUAAACACCUCAGUUGGUUCAUACGACGUUUAGUUCUCACAGAUUUUAAAAAGCUUUUUGUUCCUAUUUUGCUGGAGUUUGUUCUGUUUUUCAUUGUGUUAAUUUAAGUCUGCGUUUGGAACAUGUUGGACUUCUUCGCCAUCUUCAGUAAAGGAGGUUUCGUGUUGUGGUGUUUUCAGGGCGCCGGGGUAACCGAGUGCUUUACAGGCCCUGUGAACGCUCUCAUCCGCUCCGUCAUCCUGCAGGAACGUGCUGGGAAUAGUCCCUUCUUCCACAAUGCCUUGAAUCUUAAAUACAAACUGGACAAUGAAUUUGAGCUUGUGUUUGUGGUGGGUUUUCAAAAAAUCCUGACGCUUACGUAUGUGGACAAAUUAAUAGAUGAUGUCCAACUUCACUUCAGAGAUCGUUAUAAAAAUGAGCUGGAGCAGCGGGAUGCCCUGAAGUUCUUGAUCGGUUGUUUUCAGUUUGAUGACGACUUUCAUAGGCUUCUGCGCGUGGUGGAAGCUGAAAGCAUAGCUAAACCCCCAAAGGCCAUGAGGACUUACAGUGAGUCCCAGAAAUCUCAGAAAACUGUGGGAUCCAUGAUUGAGACAAAAAAUGAAGACAAAAGCAAAGAGUCUACUGGCAAGAAGAAUAAACAUAACCGGAAAGAAGCAGGAGGAGGGGAACAAGUCGAGCCUUUUCAGGCUGGCUCCAAGAAGGCAGUAGAGAAGAAUAAUCAGGGCCUGAGCCAGGAGGAGAUCAUUCAGAAGAACCUUGCUGAAUUCAUCCGCAAGCAAGCAUGUGGACGAACGGAGAAGUCCAAUAAAUCACCAAAGCCCCAGAAGCCAAAGGGGAAGGAGAAAAGAGUUUGGGAUAUGGGUGGUACAAGCACCAAAGACCUAGACUACAGUGGAAGCAAUAACAAGAGUUCCUUUAAUAACCAAGGGCAAGAUGACGAGUUCCCAGCUGAAACACAAAUAAAGGUGGGCUCUAUGAAGGGAGACCUGCAAGAUGUGGACUGCGAGUCUUCUGAGGAUAUGGAUGAGGAAGAGGAGGAACCAAAGGAGAUGUUGGUGUCUGUCAGCAGAAAGGGAGCCAGAAAAGGUGCUAUUGGUGGUAUGUUUGGAGUGCUGAAAGGCCUGGUUGGCUCAAAGACCCUGACUCUGCAAGAUAUGGAACCAGUUCUGGAGAAGAUGAAAGAUCACCUAAUUGCUAAGAAUGUAGCAGCUGACAUUGCCUCACAACUUUGCGAUUCUGUGGCCAGGAAACUGGAAGGGAAGAUUAUGGGGACUUUUACCUCUGUGGCGUCUAUGGUAAAGCAGGCUCUACAGGAUGCUCUGGUGCAAAUCUUGCAGCCAAAACGAAGGGUGGACAUUCUGAGAGAUGUACUUGAGGCACAGGCUCAGCACAAGCCCUUUGUCAUUACCUUCUGCGGGGUCAAUGGGGUUGGCAAGUCCACCAACCUUGCCAAGGUCUCAUACUGGCUAAUUGAAAAUGGCUUCUCAGUGCUGAUUGCUGCAUGUGACACAUUUCGUGCUGGUGCAGUGGAACAGCUGAGGACUCAUCAGCGGCGACUGAGUUCACUACACCCACCACAGCAGCAUGGACGCCCUGUCGUUCAACUCUUUGAAAGGGGUUAUGGCAAGGAUGCUGCUGGGAUCGCAAUGGAGGCUAUUGCUUAUGCCCGUAAUCAGGGGUUUGAUGUUGUGCUGGUGGAUACAGCUGGCCGCAUGCAGGAUAAUGCUCCACUAAUGACUGCUCUGGCUAAGCUUAUUGCGGUCAAUACUCCAGACUUGGUGCUGUUUGUAGGAGAGGCUUUGGUGGGCAAUGAGGCUGUGGAUCAGCUGGUUAAGUUUAAUAAGGCACUGGCUGACCAUUCCAUGUCCGAUCAUCCGAGACUCAUAGAUGGCAUUGUUCUCACCAAGUUUGACACUAUUGAUGAUAAGGUUGGUGCUGCAAUUUCCAUGACCUACAUCACAAGUCAGCCCAUCGUGUUUGUAGGCACAGGACAAACCUAUAAUGACCUCCGCAGCCUCAAUGCCAGAGCUGUUGUAAAUGCGCUCAUGAAGGCCUGAAUUGUGUGCAGAAUUACGUACAGGAAGGGGUUCCGUUGUAUCUGGUUAAGGGUUGACCAGCCAGUUGACACCACUUGGUGUUAGUCUUAAGAGGUUCAACUCUUUUAUUUCAGGUCUUAUUAGAAAUCAUGAACAUACCGGUUUCUUUAGAUUCCACUUUGCAAAACUUAAUUUAAGGAGAAGUUUAAAAUUGUCUUCAAGGUGUUAUUUACACUAUUGUAUUCUAGACCCAGGCCUUGUGCUUGAGCAGUACUAGCGAUUGUCCCGUUCUAAUGAAAGUCUCAAUAUGGCUAAUGUCUGCUUGCAGCAUUUUUACUAAUAUGAUUAUUACAGCAUCACAGCACAAAAACUUUCCUAUUCCAUCCUGGAAAAAUGUGUUGAUGUUGAGUAAGGUGAUAGGAUAGGAAGCAGUCUUUUACUUCCCUCAUCUCUUGCUCCCUGAGCACAACCCCUAGUGCUCCUAAGCUCUCUCCCCAAAGGGUAGAACACACGUACAAUAAAGGAACUCAAACAGUAUUUUUGUUGCUCUUAAUUUAACAUUCUUUUUAAACCUUUCCCCCAUUUCUGUAUACUUUUUAGUCUGUAAUAAAUAUUGUCUUCAAUAUCCGAUAUAAAUUCAGUUCCAAUAUUAUUGGUGCCCUUGGUAAUAAUGAAAAGUAUGGUUAAUUUAAUGAGAGAAUUCUAACAUUUAAUGAAAGAAAUUUAUUCUAAAACAAUAAAUUCUUCUGAAGAAAACGUA